Molecule: messenger RNA, 3492 nt
Organism: Actinia tenebrosa (Australian red waratah sea anemone)
Lineage: Eukaryota; Metazoa; Cnidaria; Anthozoa; Actiniaria; Actiniidae
Product: eukaryotic translation initiation factor 3 subunit C
Biological process (GO): translational initiation
Cellular component (GO): eukaryotic translation initiation factor 3 complex
Molecular function (GO): RNA binding; translation initiation factor binding; translation initiation factor activity
Source: RefSeq, a predicted model, not a curated record
UCGACAAGGCACGUGCGCCAUCUUUGAUUCUCGUCCUCGAAGAAGGAGAAAAAAUCAGAUCAAAAAUGUCGCGUUUUUUCGCUGCUAGUUCAGGCAGUGAGAGUGAUACAAGUGAAGAUGAACAGCCAGUAGUUGUUAAACAAGCUCCCGUCACCUCUAGAGCAUUUGUAUUCAGUGAUGAUGAAGAAGAAACAAAGAGAGUGGUUAUAAGUAAAAAAGACAAAAGGUUUGAUGAGCUCAAAAAUGUUAUCAAGCAACUCAAAAACCACAAAAAGAUUAAAGACAUGUCCAAAGUUUUCUCAGAGUUUGAAAACCUUGGUAAAGCUUACAAUAAAGCUAAGGGUGUCRUAGAUAAGGAAGGAAUACCACUGUUCUACAUUCGCUGCUUGGCUGAUCUUGAAACCUUCGUUAAAGUGAAUUGGGAAGACACAGAAGCAAGGAAAAAGCUUAGCAAAGUAAAUGCUAAGUCAUUGUCAACUCUGCGUCAGAAGCUCAAAAAAUUCAACAAGGAAUUUGAAACAGAAAUUGAAAAAYACAGGGAGAAUCCUGUUUUGUCUGGAGAAUCAGAAAAGGAGGAAUCAGAGUCUGAAUCAGAGGAAUCUGGCAAAGAUGAGCCUAAAAUGAUAUCCAGUGAUUUGUUAAAAAAGAAAGCUGCUGAGAAAAAGGUGGCAAAACAGAGUGGAGAAGCAAGUGACUCCGAUGAGUCUUCUAUAGACUGGGAUGAGAGUGAAGAAGAGUCUUCAAGCGAGAGUUCAAUGGAUGAAAGAGCUCCUAUGGAACUGACAGCCAGUAUGUUCUUGAAAAAAGAAAAAACUGCYGGAGAAAAGAAAGUCAAGAAAAUUAAGAAAGCUCCCAGGAUCGUAGAGAAAGAGGAUAAUGAGGGAUGGAUAGAGGUCAAAGGCUUGACAGACAAGGCCAAGCAUCUUUUCCCAAAAGAUACAGAGAUUACUCAUCCUGUAGUUCUUAAGAAACUUCAUGAAAUCUUAGCAGCAAGAGGAAAGAAGGGAACUGAUAGAACUGAACAAAUUGGUUUCCUAAAGGAACUACGAAGAAUUGCCAGUGGAGCUGAUCUUGGUGAAGCAAUGACAGUCAAGUUAACAUUCAACGUUAUAUCAUCCAUAUUUGACUACAAUCCUAAUGUAGCAACCUGUAUGAAGGCUGAGAUGUGGGGAGAGUGCCUAAAGGAGAUCAGUGAUCUGUUGACUAUACUAGAGAAUAAUCCAAAUAUAUUAGUUGGAGAAAAURUUCUGGAAGAGAAUGAAACAUUUGAUAAACCAGAGACAGUACAGAAAGUACGUGGUUGUGUAUUAACAGUGAUAGAAAGAAUGGAUGCYGAAUACGUCAAAAUGCUGCAGGGCUGUGACUGUCAUUCUACUGAAUAUGUUGACAGGCUCAAGGAUGAAAAGCAAGUGUGUGUACUGAUUGAACGUCUUCAAAGCUACCUGGAAAAGAAAGGCUCCCGGGAAGAACUCUGUAGAGUAUAUCUGUUAAGAAUAGAGCAUUUGUAUUACAAGAUUGAUGCCGACAUGAUUGUGAAACCCAAUUCAAAAGCAGACAACAAGGAAAGUGAAGAAGGAAAAGAAACUAAUGAAGAAAAUGAAGCAAAAGAGGAAAAAGAAGCUAAAGAGGAAAAGGAGAACCAAGAAAAAUCAAAGGAAACAAAUAAAGAGAAUUCUGCUGAAACCAUGGCUUAUCUUUGUAAAUAUAUCUACUCCAAGGAUACUUCUGACCGCAUUAGAACCCGCGCAAUGCUCUGUCACAUAUUUCAUCAUGCUCUCCAUGAUCGCUGGUACGAAGCAAGGGAUUUAAUGCUCAUGUCACAUUUACAGGAAACAAUUCAACACUCUGACAUCCCAACACAGAUCUUGUAUAAUCGUACGAUGGUGCAUUUAGGACUUUGUGCCUUCAGACACGGCAUGAUCAAAGAUGCGCAUAAUGCUCUUCAUGAUGUUCAGUCUAGUGGACGUGCUAAGGAACUCCUUGCACAGGGGCUUAUGCAGCAGCGGCAGUAUGAAAGAACUCCAGAACAAGAGAAGAUUGAGAAAAGAAGACAGGUUCCAUUUCACAUGCAUAUUAACCUGGAACURCUUGAAUGUGUGUACUUGACAUCAGCCAUGCUCAUUGAGGUCCCUUACAUGGCAGCCCAUGCUCAUGAUCUCCGAAGACGUAUCAUCAGUAAAAGCUUCCAUUAUCAGCUACGACUAAGUGAAAAACAAGCUCUUGUUGGUCCACCGGAGAGUAUGAGAGAACAUGUUGUGGCGGCAUCUAAAGCUAUGAUGACAGGAGACUGGAAGAAAUGUAGAGACUACAUCAUGGCUGUCAAGGUUUGGAAAUUAUUCAGCAGACCAGAACAAGUMAGAGAAAUGCUAUUGAGGAAACUCCAAGAAGARAGYUUGAGAACAUACUUGUUUACAUACAGUAGUGUGUAUGACUCUCUCAGUCUUCAUACCCUGGCAGACAUGUUUGAACUACCAUCAGGAGUGGUCCAUAGCACCAUCAGCAAGAUGAUCAUCAAUGAAGAACUACAGGCRUCGUGGGAUGAGCCAACACAGACACUAGUAAUGCACCAUGGAGCAGAACCAACAUUGGUACAAAACCUUGCCAUACAGCUAGCAGAGAAGGUUGGAACUCUUGUCGAAAAUAAUGARCGUAUUUAUGAUCAAAAACAUGGUGGUGGCGGAUUCUUUCAGUACAAAGACAGACAAGGAGGAGACAGACGGUAUCGUAAUCGUAAUCAGCAGCAGAAUUACUAACRUCAUCCACACAUGUAUACCGACUUUACGAGAUCACAGACAACGACUCUACUCGCAUCCCAAGAACUCAACUAUGCAUCUUGGUGUUUACAGCAAUCAAGAUGGAUCAGUCUUCUUUCUUUCUGUUUCUGUGGAGCUCAUAAAGCAUGGUUCUCUUAGUGCGAAGUCUUCAAACGACAUCGYAUGCCAAAACAUGCAUCAAGAUUGAUUAACAUCUUGUGUUGACUUUAAAAGUUAAACAUUCUUAAUUUUAAGUAGAUUAUGAAUUGAUUCCACGUAAAUCCAAAUGCGUCCUAGAUUUGAGUGAUGCAAAAAAGUGACCCUCUUCCCAACUGUUAACCUAUCUUUCCCUUAUAAAAUAGUUUUUUCCUCAAGAUACAGAGCGGUUUAAUUUGUUGACCAGGGCGUGUAGCGACCUUAGUAGCGUGCGUACUGUACCCCUCUCCAUUUUAUCCCAGUAAAUAUGGGAAAGGGUGUUGGAGGCUGUUCACAGACUAUAAGCUAAGAGACUUGGGCUGUAUUCAUUUUAUGAUUGAGUUGAUAUCAACACGUGACUAGUGUUUAAUAACAAUAACCUUUUUGCGUCUUGUUACGGAGAUAGAUGUUACCACAAAUCAAUAAACUGCUAUAAUCGAUAGAUUUUAUUGGACUAAACCAGAAUUACAUCAUUGUUUGUCUGUAUUUAAUUAGUGGAGUCCUGACUUGUAGGAUGAGAAUAAAUCAAACACAAUGCUACCGA